Messenger RNA from Pipistrellus nathusii (Nathusius's pipistrelle), 1863 nucleotides. The record is from the annotation of a GenBank genome assembly. NCBI's taxonomy places the organism in Eukaryota, Metazoa, Chordata, Mammalia, Chiroptera, Vespertilionidae.
AUGGCCCCCCCGCCGCUGUCACCCCUGGCCACCAGCACUCCACUCCUGCACGGCGAGUUUGGCUCCUACCCAGCCCGAGGCCCGCGCUUUGCCCUCACCCUCACUCCGCAGGCUCUGCACAUCCAGCGGCUGCGCCCGAAGCCCGAAGCCAGGCCCCGGGGCGGCCUGGUCCUGCUGGCCGAGGUCUCGGGCUGCUGCACCCUGCGCAGCCGCAGCCCCUCGGACUCGGCGGCCUACCUCUGCAUCUACACUUACCCCCGGGGCCGGCGCGGGGGCCGGCGCAGAGCCACGCGCACCUUCGGGGCCGAUGGGGCGGCCACCUACGAGGAGAACCGGGCCGAGGUGCAGCGCUGGGCCACGGUCCUCACGUGUCUGCUCCGUGGGCUGCAGCUGCCUGGGAACGGGGAAAUCACCUCCCACCUUCUGCCAAGGCCACCCCGGUUACUUCUAUUGGUCAAUCCCUUCGGUGGGAGGGGCCUGGCCUGGCAGUUGUGUAAGAACCACGUGCUGCCCAUGAUCUCCGAAGCGGGGCUGUCCUUCAACCUCAUCCAGACAGAACGACAGAACCACGCUCGGGAGCUGGUCCAGGGACUGAGCCUGAGCGAGUGGGACGGCAUCGUCACAGUCUCGGGAGAUGGGCUGCUGUAUGAGGUGCUGAAUGGACUCCUGGAUCGCCCUGACUGGGAAGAGGCUAUGAAGACGCCUGUGGGCAUCCUCCCCUGUGGCUCCGGCAACGCCCUGGCUGGAGCCGUGAACCAGCAUGGGGGGUUUGAGCAGGCCCUGGGCAUUGACCUGCUGCUCAAUUGCUCGCUGCUGCUCUGCCGGGGUGGCUGCCGCCCGCUGGACCUCCUCUCUGUGACCCUGGCCUCGGGCUCCCGCUGCUUCUCCUUCCUGUCUGUGGCCUGGGGCUUCGUGUCAGACGUGGACAUCCAGAGCGAGCGCUUCAGGGCCCUGGGCAGUGCCCGCUUCACACUAGGCACCGUGCUGGGCCUUGCCACACUGCACACCUACCGUGGACGCAUCUCCUACCUGCCUGCCACUGUGGAGCCUGCCUCACCCGCCCCUGCCCAGGGCCUGCCCCGUGCCAAAUCAGAGCUGACCCUGGCCCCCGUCCCAGCUCGAACCGUGGCCCACUCACCCCUUCAUCGCUCUGUAUCUGACCUGCCCCUGUCCCUGCCUCAGCCUGUCCUGACCUCCCCCGACUCGCCCGAACCCAUACCCGUCCUGUCACUCAACGGUGGAGGCCCGGAGCUGGCCAGGGACUGGGGCGGGGCUGGGGACCCUCCACUGUCCCCAGACCCACUGCUGCCCUCGCCCCCUGGCUCCCCCAGAUCAGCCCUACUCUCACCCAUCACCGAGGGCGGACCAGAAGUGCCAUCAUCCCCUGGGCUACUGCCUCCCACCCCUGAUGGUGACCCGGUAGUCCUCUCUACUGGGGGCCCACCAGACCACCUGCUUCCCCCUCUGGGUACCCCACUCCCCCCAGGCUGGGUGACGCUGGAGGGGGACUUUGUGCUCAUGUUGGCCAUCUCCCCCAGCCACCUGGGGGCCGACCUCGUGGCGGUUCCCCACGCGCGCUUCGAUGACGGCCUGGUGCACCUGUGCUGGGUGCGCGGCGGCAUCUCGCGGGCCGCGCUGCUGCGCCUUUUCCUGGCCAUGGAGCGAGGCAGCCACUUCAGCCUGGGCUGCCCGCAGCUGGGCUACGCCGCAGCCCGUGCCUUUCGCCUCGAGCCGCUCACUCCUCGCGGGGUGCUCACGGUGGACGGGGAGCAGGUGGAGUACGGGCCCCUGCAGGCUCAGGUGCAUCCGGGCCUCGGUACGCUGCUCACGGGGCCUCCAGGCCGCCCUGGGCGAGAGCCCUGA